UUAGCAUGUUGAGGUUCCUUAUCAAUUCCAACUGCAAAUCUCUAUUGGUAAUCAUAUGUUUAGUGUUUUGAGCAUUGAAAACUGAUUUCUUAGAUUUUACAAUAAAGUCGUGUCUAUCUAAGAACAUUUCAAAGCAUCCCUUCAUAUUUAUCAUACUUAUUAUAUUUGAAAUUUGGCUAUUAGAAUAGUUUUCUCAAAAGAAUUCCUUAUCUGAGUUUUUGUUAUGGUAGUAUGGCCGAGGCAUUUCUUAAAGUCGUUCUUGAUAAUCUGGGAUCGCUUAUCAAGGAGGAGAUUGGACUGAUAUUGGGCGUUGAUGAAGAGAUGCAGAAGCUUUCAAGCACCUUCACCACCCUUCAAGCUGUGCUGGAAGAUGCCGAAGACAAGCAAAUCGAGAGCAAGCCUAUUCGAGAUUGGCUGCAGAAACUCAACGCCCUUGCUUAUAAGAUUGAUGACAUCUUGGAUGAGUGCAACACUCAUGUCUCCAAACUCAAACACACUCGCAACAAACUCAGUCGCUACAGCCUCCAGAAGAUUUUGUAUCGUCACAAGAUCGGGAGGAGGAUGAAACAAGUCACAAAGCAACUGGAUGGUGUUGCUGCAGAGCGUGCUAAAUUUCAUCUGCUUGAGAUGCCUGUUGAUAGGCCAAGAGAAGUUGCUGCCUCACGUGAGACGGGUUCUCUGUUGAACCAUACUAAUCAGAUUUAUGGUAGAAAAAAAGAUAAAGAAAAGAUUGUGGGGAUAUUGUUGAAUGAUGUAAAGGAGAAUCAGGAUAUGUCUGUGUUGCCAAUCAUUGGCGUUGGUGGUCUUGGAAAGACUACUCUUGCUCAGUUAGUCUUUAACGAUCCGCGGGUGGUAGACCACUUUAAUAUAAGAAUUUGGGUUUGUGUCUCUGACAAUUUUGAGUUGAAGACUUUGGUGAAGGCAAUGAUAGAAGCUGCCACAGGGAGCGCGAAAGCUACGGAUCUGCACCAGUUGGAUGUUGUAGAGCACCAACUUUCGGACUUGUUGAGCCAAAAAAGAUAUUUGAUUGUACUUGAUGAUGUUUGGAACGACCAGCAAGAGAAAUGGUUUGAGUUGAAAGAUACUCUAUCAUGUGGUUCAACUGGUGCAUCCAUCAUUGUCACCACACGCCAAAAGAAGGUUGCUGAUAUAAUGGGAACACUUCCACCUCAUUUCCUAAAGGGGCUGUCAGAUGAGAAUUGUUGGAUGCUGCUAAGGUCACGUGCGUUUGGACAUGAAGAAGAGGCGUCUCUACAGUUGGAAUUGAUUGGGAAACAGAUUGUGAAGAAGUGUGCCGGCGUGCCCCUCGCUGCAAAGGCGCUUGGAGGAAUUCUACGAUUUAAAAGGACAAGAGAGGAAUGGAUAUAUGUGAAAGAGAGUGAAUUAUGGAAGCUCUCGCCAGAAGAGAGUUUGAUACUGCCAGCUUUGAGAUUAAGUUAUCAUCAUCUUCCGUUGCAGCUCAGACAAUGCUUUGCUUAUUUUGCAGCCUUCCCUAAGGACCAUGAAAUUGAAAAAGAAGAACUGAUUCUUCGAUGGAUAGCUCAUGGUCAUAUUCCAUCAAAUGGAAAUAUACAAGGGGAAGAUGUUGGAAAUCAAAUAUGUAAUGAGUUGUUACUCAGGUCUCUUCUACAAACAAGUGUUAGGAAUGACAAGUUCAUGAUCAUCCAUGAUCUUGUCCAUGAUCUAGCACAGUCAAUAAUGGAAAACAAAGUUCCCGGAAUACCAAGUGAUAGAAAUAUUCUAAGGGCAUCUACUAUUCGUGAGGUAAAUUUGGUAAACAAAACUAUCUUGUUUCCUAAAACUUUUCAGCAAAAUAUGAACAUUUCAUCCAUCUUGGAGCUCACAAGUUUAAGAGUAUUAUAUGCAAACUACAAGGGAAUAAAAGAUUUGUCUCCUUCAAUCGGCAAUCUUAAACAUUUGAGAUACUUGAAUUUGUCUACAUCUACAAUUCACACUCUCCCGAACUCAUUAUGUGCUCUUUGGAAUUUGCAAAUCCUCAACUUGGAUUAUUGUCAUAGUCUUGUGGCCUUACCUAAGAAGUUUACAUCCUUACAUAAUCUCCAACAUCUGUGUUUAUCUAGGUGUGAGUCGUUGUCUGAGAUGCCCUCUAGAAUAAGAGAGUUAACUAGCCUCAAAACGAUGAGUAUGUUUGUAGUAGGUGUCAAGAUUGGUAACCAACUUGAGGAACUGCAGUGCUUGAACCUCAGCGGAAAGCUUGAGAUUCGACAUUUGGAGAGAGUAAAAGACCACUUGGAUGCAAAGAAAGCAAAUAUGGCUGCCAAAAAGAAUCUCAAGGAGUUGAGCUUGUUGUGGGAAAGAGAUGAUUUAUCCAAGUUAGAGGAAGACAUUGAUGAAAAGGUAUUGGAAGCACUUGAACCUCAUCCCAAUCUUGAAUCUCUUCAAAUAAAAGGCUUUAGAGGUAGAUUUCUUCCACGUUGGAUGACAUAUUCAACUCUGGGAAAUGUUGUUAGGAUUAACAUAACAGACUGCCUAAAUUGUAGUUGCCUUCCAAAACUAGAAGAGCUUACUCAUCUUAAAAGGCUGGAGUUAAAGAAUAUUGGGGUGGAGUACAUUAUUGAAGAAAAUGGAAGUGGAAACCCAGUAAAGAUUCAGUUUCCUGCUCUGGAAGAGUUGAUUUUAUCAAAUAUCCCAAAUCUGAAGGGGCUUUCUAAGGAGCAACUGAGUAAUGAAGCAUUCCCAAAAGUUAAAAGCCUAUGGAUUCCACAUUGCACUUCAUUAAGACUGCAACAACUCCCAUUCCUCCAAAAGUUGGAGUAUCUAAAUUGCAGUAGCUCAACUCUGGCUUUAUUAUCUGAGCAGGACAUUCCUAGGGCUCUAUGUGUGUAUAUUGAGGAGAGCCUGACAUGUUUCCCAAUGGAAAUGCUGGUACAGUACCCUAAGCUCCGGUCAUUAAUAAUUAGUGAUGCAAAAGAGAUCUCUGUAACAAGAGGAGGUUUGGAAGCCUUAAAAGUGCUUACAUUUUUACGUUUAUUAAAUUUUGAUACAAUGACAUGUAUUCCACAAGGGAUGUUGCGAAAUCUAUCUGCUCUGCAAACCCUCAGUAUAAUAUCUUGCAGAGAAAUUGUAGAGCUGCCAGAAGAGAUUAAACAUCUUCAUAAUCUUCAAAAUAUACACUUAUCCCGACUUCCCAAGAUGGUGUGCUUAAGGAAACCUUUACAACACCUCCCCACACUCGAAUAUCUAUACCUAAGUGAACUUCCUGAGCUGAAUUCACUCCCAGACCAGCUACCAUCUCUUCACAGACUCAAAGUUACUGCAUGCCCAAAGGUUGUAUCUGUUCCAGCUCUACCAAAUGCCAAAGAACUAAGAAUCAUUGCAUGCCCGCAACUAGAAAGACGAUGCCAUAGAGGAACAGGAGAGGAUUGGCACAAGAUUUCCCACAUUCGCCGUCUUCGAAUUCAUUAUAGCUAACUCCACUCCAUUCCACAGUGCUCACUCGACUUACUUAACGAUCGAAGUGGAAUUAUUCAGCAACUUCAGAAGCUGACAAUCUGCAACAUCCCUUGUUGAAUACAUGUCACUUUGUAACAAUAAUAUAGACAUAAACUCGAAAGGUCACCUCAAAGUAUUUGAAAGGAGGAAAAGAGACAAGAAUGGAUGUUUUGGUGAUGGAGAAUCUUCUAUACAGACGCAAUAUCACACGACUGUAUGACCUCAAAGGUUCAGCUCGAUCAAGAUAUAAUCCAGAUUCAAGUGGAAGCAAUAAAGUUUUGCUUGAUCAGAAUCUGAUAGAGGCUAUGCCAACCUCUCCUAUUUUCUUGGGAACAAAGGCAAAACGUCUGCUAGAGAGAGCUGUGUGGAACGAUACCGCAUUUCUUGCUUCAAUAGACGUGAUGGACUACUCGCUUCUUGUUGGCGUUGACGAGGAAAAGCACGAGCUGGUGGUUGGGAUAAUCGAUUUCAUGAGGCAAUACACAUGGGACAAGCAUCUGGAGACAUGGGUGAAGGCAUCAGGCAUUCUCAGCCAAUAAUACCACUACCUUCCUUACAUUGCAAGCUUCUCUCCACUAAUGGAUUUGAGAAGAUUCUCUCGACGUGAAAGAAAACUCAGAGCUGUGAGUUCAGGGCGAGACAAGAAUUGAAGCCGUGGUAAUUUUUCUCUUGGAUGUGUUGGUCAUAAGUUGAACUAAUCUGAUUGAUCUGCUACAGAUAAUGUUUCAUUGUCCUUUUUUUUUGGUAAUGUGUUCAUCAUUUGCUUUAUCAAAUCCUUAAUUAUUUGUUUCAACAGAUAUUGUUUGUCAAUAUUACAUUAGCUUUAUCAUAUCCUUAUAUCAAUAUCUAUUGAUUGGUAAA
Molecule: messenger RNA, 4314 nt
Organism: Salvia hispanica
Lineage: Eukaryota; Viridiplantae; Streptophyta; Magnoliopsida; Lamiales; Lamiaceae
Source: RefSeq, a predicted model, not a curated record